AUGAAUACAGUGCAAAGAAACAAGACUGAAAUCACUGAGUUUAUCCUUCUUGGAUUUGGAGACCUCCAUCAUUUGCAGAUAUUCCUGUUCCUGCUGUUUUUGGUGAUCUACAUUUUGACCAUGGCGACCAAUUUCCUCACCAUCCUUUUGAUAUUGAGUGAUGAACACUUGCACACACCCAUGUACUUCUUCCUGGGGAAUUUGUCCUGCCUGGAAAUGAUGUACAGUUCAACUAUCCUACCUAGGAUGUUAGCUGCUCUCAUGACAGGGGACAAAUCCAUCUCUGUGAAAGGGUGCAUCACACAGUUUUAUUUUGGCUCUUUCCUGGUUUGUACAGAAUGUUAUCUCCUUUCCGUAAUGUCUUAUGAUAGGUUCUUAGCCAUAUGCAAGCCCCUACAUUAUGCGACUCUUAUGAAUGCUAAGGUCUGUAUGCAGUUAGCAGGGGGCUCCUGGAUCAAUAGCAUUGCAGUCAUCUCUGUAUACCUGGCCUUGAUGUUACAGCUGCGGUACUGUGGGCACAAUGAAAUAGAUCAUUUUUUUUGUGAAGCUCUGCCAUUAGUAAAACUCUCGUGCAGUGACACAUUUCUGGUGAAGCUGGUCACGUUCGCGGUGGCUUUUGUAAUUACUUUCCCUCCUUUUAUAUCAACCUUGGUCUCUUAUAUAUACAUUAUUGCUGCCAUCCUGAGAAUCCCAUCCACCACUGGGAGGCAAAAGGCUUUUUCCACCUGCUCUUCUCAUCUGAUUGUCGUCUCUGUUUUCUAUGGGGCCAUAAUUAUCGUAUACCUGAUACCAAAAACAGAAUCAGUGAGAGAUUUCAAUAAAAUCUUUUCUCUGUUGUACACAGUUCUGCCCCCCUUACUCAACCCCCUCAUCUAUAGCCUGAGAAACAAGGAUGUCAAAGAUGCUAUGAGGAAGGCUGCUGGGAAGGUUUUGGAAGGUCAAUUUGUGAACCAGAGAUCAAAAUCCUGA
This is a messenger RNA of Elgaria multicarinata webbii, 969 nucleotides long. Its product is annotated as olfactory receptor 5B21-like. Gene Ontology annotation, molecular function: odorant binding; G protein-coupled receptor activity; olfactory receptor activity. The transcript has a single exon. Gene Ontology annotation, cellular component: membrane. The coding region runs from base 1 to 969 and encodes 322 amino acids. Gene Ontology annotation, biological process: G protein-coupled receptor signaling pathway. The record is from RefSeq and is a predicted model, not a curated record. NCBI's taxonomy places the organism in Eukaryota, Metazoa, Chordata, Lepidosauria, Squamata, Anguidae.